Temnothorax curvispinosus is the source of this 1335-nucleotide messenger RNA. Its product is annotated as tankyrase-like. The transcript is spliced from 7 exons. The annotation marks the transcript as partial. The record is from RefSeq and is a predicted model, not a curated record. Lineage: Eukaryota; Metazoa; Arthropoda; Insecta; Hymenoptera; Formicidae. Gene Ontology annotation, molecular function: protein binding.
GGUGCGUGUGCCGUGUGUGCGUGGACUGGUGCGUGCGGGCGCGUCGCUUGCCGCUGCUAUGCCGUGCGGGAGUUCGGCGAUACGACCGGCGCGAGUCUCUCUGACAGCUGACAGCGGGAUGACAGCCCGAUGACGUCUGGCGACGCGCCGGCUUGACCCACCGUACUCCGAGCUGCAGACCGAACCCGAGCAGAGAUGCAAGGCAUCUGCGAGAACAUUCGCACGGCGAUCGAACACGGACGUACUGACAUUAUCAGGUCGCUCCUGGACGCGUGUGAGAACGGUAAUGCCACGGAGGGCAUCACGAGAGACAAGAUACUGAAUCAACCGAUCUUGGAAGAAGGGACUUUCUUGUCGUAUGCCUCGAAGACUAACCAGGCGGACAUUGUGAGAACUCUUCUGAAUUGCGGUGCCGAUCCAGCUGUGCAGAACGCGAAUGGACAUAAUGCGGUAGAUGUUGCCUCGAGCGAUGCAAUACGACGUAUUUAUAUAGAUGAAAUGUUAAGGGCAACAGCUGCUUCUGAAGUAGACAGAGUAGUGCAGUUGCUAGAUGCAGGAUUGGAUGUUAAUUCGUGGGACUCGCAGGGUAGCAAGAACACACCACUGCAUUGGGCAGCAUGUUACGGGAACAAAGACAUUAUCGCGUGUUUACUUGAUAAAGGAGCGAAUGUAAAUGCCGAGAAUGGUUGCGGUGCAACGCCGUUACACGAUGCAGUGAAUCGUGGCGACAUCGCUAUCUGUCAGGAACUAUUGCAGGCUGGCGCAAAUCCUCUUAUACGGGCUACCAAAGGAACAUUUGCGGGGAAAACGCCGUACGAAUUGUCCAGAAAGAAGCAAUCUCUACACUCUUUCCUUCUAAGAUUUAUAUCGAAUUUCAUGCUGAAUGAGAACGAAACAAUACACAGUGCCACUACGUUGUACCCAGAUACGAACUAUUAUCAGGGUCUCACGUGCAAUAUGAGCCAACUGUCGGUCGAAUCUACCAAGUCGUCGGAUCCGGCGUAUGAUGUGCCUUCGCGUGAUGCAGGCAAAGAGAGUCCUAGCAAAUCUAUCGCCGAUAAAGGAAGUAUCUAUAACUUGCUGUGGCCACAACCGAAGACUGUGAACGAACUGAAAAACUUCACGGCCCCAUUUAUCGCUGGAAAGGAACUUUUUAUAUCAAUAAUACAGGGCAGUGAAUCUGUACAUAAAAUACUAGACGUAUGGGAGAUUAGCAGAACUCAUCUGCUGGAAUUGGGUCAUGAUGUAAAGAUUGGCGAAGUGCAACCUAGUUGCGGCAAGCUGCUCAACGACAAUACGAUCGAAUGCAUCGUAAAUAGAAACCUUUUUAACAUU